Toxorhynchites rutilus septentrionalis is the source of this 1309-nucleotide messenger RNA. RefSeq names its product phenoloxidase-activating factor 1. Lineage: Eukaryota; Metazoa; Arthropoda; Insecta; Diptera; Culicidae. The coding region runs from base 84 to 1235 and encodes 383 amino acids. Gene Ontology annotation, biological process: proteolysis. The transcript has 5 exons. Gene Ontology annotation, molecular function: serine-type endopeptidase activity. The record is from RefSeq and is a predicted model, not a curated record.
GUGUGUUUUUCAGAAAAAUCCGUGUUAGGAGCAAAUUUUGUGAAUUGUGUUCCCAAGUCACUGAGACGAACCUUAGAAAAAGCAUGGGAUUGCGUAAAGUGACGCUCGGAGGACAUCUUUCAUUUCUUUUUCUAUAUGUCCUAUCAGAAGUUGUUCACAUCAAUGGCAAAACACACUCAAUCAUUGAAAGCGAAAACGGUGGCGGUAUGGUUUAUUACAGCGGAACUGCCACGUCAAGGCCUGAGCCCAAAGCGCUGUAUCGAAUCAAUUGUCCCGAACAGAGUGAGUGUCUUCCACUGACAGAGUGUCCCGACCUACUGCUGGAGGCCGCCCGGCAAUGCCUUCGCGGAGAUUUCACCCUAUCUUGUGGGGUCAACGAACUGGAGCCCCACGUGUGCUGUCCACGGCAGCAAAAGUUCGACGAUCGAAACGACGUCGGAUGCGGAAAAAGCAUCGUACAAGGGGACUUCUACAACGGCCUAGGGGCAUACCCCUUCGUGGCACGGAUUGGAUUCAAAAACACGAAAACCGGAGGUUUUAUUUAUCCAUGCUCCGGUUCGAUUAUCGCACGGCAAAUUAUACUGACGACAGCACAUUGCGCACUGGCUAAAGCUGAUAACUAUCGAUUAUCAUCCGUGCGAAUCGGCGACUACGACACACGCACGGAUCCGGACUGCGGAAGUACCGGAUUUUGUGCUCCAGCAGCCAUCAAUCAUGCCGUAAGCCAAAUAAUUGUACAUCCAGACUACGUGGACGGCCAAUAUCACCAUGACAUUGCACUGCUGGUGCUGAGAACGCCAAUUAAUUAUACAGUGGCGGCCCAACCCAUCUGUUUACAUCGGAAGCGUCAAGACCUGACCGUUGGUCGAAGGGUGCAAAUAAUCGGUUGGGGAAAACUCUCGACUAGCGGAACCAAAUCACCGGAGAUGCAAUCGUUGGAGGUGCCUCUUCAGUCGUGGGACCAUUGCUCCCGAGCCUACGCCUCGACGGGUGCCCUGCAGUCAACCAAAUCGAUAGACGGAGAAUGGAUGUGUGCCGGCGGUGAAGGUCGCGAUGCCUGCCUCGGAUUCGGAGGAGCCCCGCUGAUAAUAAGAGAGCAGGGUCGCUACGGCCAGAUAGGCAUCAUGUCUUUUGGAGCUGAAACGUGCGGAGCGCUGAACAUGCCAAGCGUGUACACUUCGAUUGCGCAUUACGCGCAAUGGAUCGAGGCAAACUCCCCAACUAGCUUUUUGUGAGUCACUUCGAAAGGGAAUGCCAGUGUUAAGUGAAAAGUUACGUGUGUUGGAAAUAUUUAUAUAGAUAGGUAAAA